Molecule: messenger RNA, 3096 nt
Organism: Caenorhabditis briggsae
Lineage: Eukaryota; Metazoa; Nematoda; Chromadorea; Rhabditida; Rhabditidae
Exons: 18
Coding region: 1-3096 (1031 amino acids)
Source: RefSeq, a predicted model, not a curated record
AUGCUCCAUAUGGGUCCGCCAUGCACCCGUCCAUCUAUUCCAGCUUCCAAGACGCCGUCAGAAUUGCUAGAGAGGAAUUUCCCACUCUAUUUAUUGCAGACUGCAGAGACUUGUCGGUGUACCUCAUCAAUGAAAACGGUAAGGAAGAGCUUCCCCAAUUCAAGAAGCAACUCAUCAGUGCAUAAAACUUUUACCGAGUACAGUCUGCCCACAGUAGAAAAGAUUCCAUCAUGGAACGAGAAAUCUAAUAAGGGAGUAUGGACCAUCGAAAAGUUGCAAAACAAUAUGAGCCUCGCUUUUGAGGACGAUAAGCUGCGUCCUAAUCUAGAACAAAAGGAUUCUGCUCUGAAAGAAAUCGAGAGAACUGUUGAAAAGAUGCGGAAUCAAGAAGAGAAACUUCUCCAGUGCACCAAGGAAAAUGAGCGUCUCCAGAAUGAACUAGCCAAACUCGAUCAAAAGCUCGGGACAAUAAAUGAAAAUGAGGUCGAGAGUCGAGCCGUGAAGAAGGAGAACGACGACUUGAAAAAGAAGAAGGACGAGAUAUCAUCUCGAUUUCGUUCUUCAUCCCGAGAUGCUAAGUCGAGUCCAGUGGCACCUCAUCGACGCUUGAGAUCUGCUGAUGCUCCAACAAUCAUCCAACAAGGCACAGGAAACCAGGGAACUCCAGCGACGCCAACGACAAAUCAGAUAGCUUCUCGACGUCGUUCUCCAUCAGGACGUUCUACUGCCCCAGUUGCUCCACGUCGACGCUUGACGCCUACGUCAAGAAUGAUCCGGCCAUGUGGCAGAAGCGCUGAUGGAUCGCAAAAAGCUUUCGGUUGUCCUCGUAGAAGGUAUUCAAAAGAUUCUGCCAAGCGAUCUUCAGGAGUAGCAGCAGCUUCAACUACUGUAGCUUCGUCUGGUGGUCGUGGCCGUGGAAGAGUGGCUACAGGAGCAACCACUGUUCGUGCCCAAGGAAAUGCCUCAACAUCCCCAAGUAGCCGUGGAAGAGGAAAAUCGUCAGCCACCAAUGCACCAACCAUCACUCGCAAACGAGCUGCCCCCACGGUCCAGAAAAAAGAAAAUGGACGUCCUCCGACGGAGAAUGUUUAUGGAGACGAUAUGCUCAUUUGGCUUCAGGAUCAGCUUCUUUCACCCCACUAUACGAGAAGCUGCAAAAAGAUCUCAUUGAAGCUGCUCGAGUCACUGAGGUCUUCAAAAAGGAAGUGCACUCAAAACUGCAGCAGACUCAGAAAUAUAAAGAGGAUCAGAAGGCUUCGCACGAUGCUGAAAUCAAAAAUCUCCAAAACUCGCAAAAAUCUCGAGACAGCUACAGAAGGACUGAAGACUCUUCAAGGCAAUCUUCGCGAGUCGGAAGACCAGAAGCGCGCAAUUCAGAAAGAGAAAGAGGACGCUGUGGGAAAGCUUCAGGAUCUAGAGGGAAAAAUUCUUCAGUGCAAUAAGGAUAAGGAGCAUCUCCAGAAAACAGUCAAAGAACUCGAGGGAAAAAUUCAAGAAUCUGUCGUCUCCAACAAAGAACUCGAAGCAAGACUGCAGGUGGUGGAUAGCAAAAAAGGAAAGCUUCAAGAAGAAAAUAGAAGACUGGAGACAACGGUAAAUACGCUUCAAAUGGAUGUAGCUAAACUUCAGAAAUGUGUGGAGCAGGCAACCGCCGCCAACGGACAACUUGCUGAAAAACUGAACGCUUCUGAAGAAAAGAACAGGGAUUUGGAGGGAAAAAUAGCCAAUCUUGAGGAAUCACUUGUAAGACGAGCUAACGAUUCAUUGGUUUUGGAGCGGAUAUUGAAUGAGGCAAAUGCGGGAUUAGAACGAUUGAGAGCUGCUGAAGAAAAUUGUCGAGAAUCAAUGACUCCCGAGGAUCCUUCGUCGGAGACUGUUGUUGCAGCGAAUCUCCAAAUCGUUCACGACGGUGUUGAUAUCAUUCCUGAGCUCGACGACUUUGAUGACACAGAUCCACAGGACAUACUUUCUGAUGCAGAGGCGGAUGCAGAUGAAAGAGAUCAAGAAGACGUCGAACUGGCUGGCCCCGUCGAUGCUGAGCAUCGGAGAGACACGCCUGCUGAUCAGGAUGCACCGUCCACGAGCAGAAGAGCUGGAAAACGUGGGCUUGGGAAGAAUAACAACGACUCCCAGGCUAAGAAGAUCCGAGAGGAGAAAGAAGAGAAGGAGAGGAAGAUGGAUCAGGAGAAAAAUGAUAGGAAGAGACGAUAUGAAGAGAGAGAGCUGAGACGAGUGGAAGCAGGGCUUUGUGACGGAGUAGAAGAACCAGAAGCGGCUGGAGGUCCAUCACAGGACAAGAACCCCCGUAGCAGAUCAGAAGAGAGAUUGUUGGUCGAGGACGAUCAGGAUUUUGACAUAGAAGCGCAUUUCGAGGAAGAUGCAGAGGAGGAGCCAUGUCGUCCAACCUGGGCGAAGAGGGAGAAAACUAAUAAAACGCUCGAGCAAAGGAAGCAGCAGACAGCGCCUGCAAUCGAGGCAAAGAGGCGAAGGAUUGAGGAAAAAAAGGAGAAGAAGAGGAAAGAAGAUGAGCUGAAAAAGAUGUUAGAGGAAGCCAGAAAUUAUUCGAAUCAUCAGCCCCCGAUCCCCACAGCUCCAACGGCUCUGUCAACACCGUCAUCAUCUAGUUUGGCUUCAACAAAUGCAAAAAAUUCAGAAUAUCAAGUUGCUCAGCUUCAAAAAGAACUAGCAAUGGAACGAGAAAAGAACAUCCGAGCCGAAGCUGGUGAGUUAUUUUUGAAGGAUAUGGAGUACCCAUUUGAAAUUUACAGAAAUCGAACAACUCCAAAUGUUGGAAAGGCACUCCGCCGGCAUGCUCUGACAACUCGAAUCACAGAGCAUCAAGAAAGAAGUUCUAGAGGACGAGGAGCGACAAAUCACCGUCGACGAGGCAAAACUGGAGAAAUCCUCCCAGGGAAGAAUCUCAAUCUUUCGUGCUACUUCUUCAAUCCAAAUGAGAAUAAGGCUUCCCGAAAGGUGAUCGACGCAUCGAAUAGCUACGUUUUCUGUGAGUUGAUACCAUUCAAGUUGUUCAAUCAGAUUUCGAUAUUUUCAGACCCAAAAUGGAACGAACUGGGAUCCACGGAGAAAAAGGAGUAG